This is a messenger RNA of Nycticebus coucang (slow loris), 1687 nucleotides long. It is a transcript of the gene SMARCB1, whose product is annotated as SWI/SNF related, matrix associated, actin dependent regulator of chromatin, subfamily b, member 1. Gene Ontology annotation, cellular component: nucleus; nuclear chromosome. Gene Ontology annotation, molecular function: transcription coregulator activity. The record is from RefSeq and is a predicted model, not a curated record. The transcript is spliced from 9 exons. The coding region runs from base 205 to 1362 and encodes 385 amino acids. Lineage: Eukaryota; Metazoa; Chordata; Mammalia; Primates; Lorisidae. Gene Ontology annotation, biological process: chromatin remodeling; regulation of transcription by RNA polymerase II.
GUCAACGCCCGCGCCUGCGCACUCAGGGCGGCCUGGUCGUCGUCUGCGGCGGCGGCUGAAGAACCCGGCGCACACGCAAGCCCUUGGCCCGGCCUGCACUUCGCCUCCCGGCCUAGGUUCCCCUUGGCCCGGCGCGCCCCGGCUCCGCCCCAGCCCUCCCAAUCCCUCGCAGCCCGGACCCGGCCACCCGCCUCCACCGCCGUAAUGAUGAUGAUGGCGCUGAGCAAGACCUUCGGGCAAAAGCCCGUCAAGUUCCAGCUGGAGGACGACGGCGAGUUCUACAUGAUCGGCUCCGAGGUGGGAAACUACCUCCGUAUGUUCCGAGGUUCUCUGUACAAGAGAUACCCCUCACUCUGGAGGCGACUAGCCACUGUGGAAGAGAGGAAGAAAAUAGUUGCAUCGUCACAUGGUAAAAAAACAAAACCUAACACUAAGGAUCAUGGAUAUACAACUCUAGCUACCAGUGUGACUCUGCUAAAAGCUUCAGAGGUGGAGGAGAUUCUGGAUGGCAAUGAUGAGAAGUACAAGGCUGUGUCCAUCAGCACAGAGCCCCCCACCUACCUCAGAGAACAGAAGGCCAAGAGGAAUAGCCAGUGGGUGCCCACCCUGCCCAACAGCUCCCACCACCUGGACGCUGUGCCAUGUUCCACGACCAUCAACAGGAACCGCAUGGGCCGGGACAAGAAGAGGACCUUCCCCCUGUGCUUUGAUGACCAUGACCCAGCUGUGAUCCAUGAGAAUGCGUCCCAGCCUGAGGUGCUAGUCCCUAUCCGGCUGGACAUGGAAAUUGAUGGGCAGAAGCUGCGUGACGCCUUCACCUGGAACAUGAAUGAGAAGUUGAUGACCCCUGAGAUGUUUUCGGAAAUCCUCUGUGACGACCUGGAUUUGAACCCACUGACAUUUGUGCCAGCCAUCGCCUCAGCCAUCAGACAGCAGAUCGAGUCCUACCCCACAGACAGCAUCCUGGAGGACCAGUCAGACCAGCGUGUCAUUAUCAAGCUAAACAUCCAUGUAGGAAACAUUUCCCUGGUGGACCAGUUUGAGUGGGAUAUGUCAGAGAAGGAGAACUCACCGGAAAAGUUUGCCCUGAAGCUGUGCUCAGAGCUGGGGCUGGGCGGGGAGUUUGUUACCACCAUCGCAUACAGCAUCCGGGGACAGCUGAGCUGGCAUCAGAAGACCUAUGCCUUCAGUGAGAACCCCCUGCCCACAGUGGAGAUCGCCAUCCGGAACACAGGUGAUGCAGACCAGUGGUGCCCACUGCUGGAGACCCUGACAGAUGCUGAGAUGGAGAAGAAGAUCCGUGACCAGGACAGGAACACAAGGCGCAUGAGGCGUCUUGCCAACACUGCCCCGGCCUGGUAACCAGCCCACCAGCGCUCAGCUCCCAUGGAGCAUGUCGGAAGAUCGGAGUCUCUCCUCAUCUCUGGCAAGGAAAGAGGCAGGGGGAUAGCCCAGUGCCAUCCUGAGGAUCCAGGGGUGGGGGCUUCUAGGUCCCCCCACCUCUGGCACACAUUCCAUUUGCUAAGCCCCAGUCCUAUUCCCCCCUGCCCCUAGCACCCUUCCCCAGUCUCUGGGGUCAGGAAUAAGCCUCAUUUUGGGUUGUGUUUUGUUUUUGUAUAGGAGCCCCAGGGAGGGCUAGCAAUACUUUUUAAAUAAAAGGCUCUAGGUCAUGUUCAGUUUCUUCAAA